AUGCCUGUUGGAAGACGUUACAAAGUCAAGUGUGGAAUUUGUGGGUCAACGUUCAAUAACGAUUAUACCAGUAAGCACUGCCGCACUUCCCACCCCAGUUACAACGUUACCACACUCCCAACCACGGUAUGUAGAGAAUCUAACCAAUCUACACUUUCUGCACUCUUUGCAUCUCAUGUACAAGAACAAGCAAAGUCGCCAUCACGUUCACCUCCCAAUGACACUCAGUCUGACCAGUCAUCGGAUGAAGAGCAUCAACCUGAGGCACCCAUAGAAGUCGAGGAGGCCCUAUUUCGCGAGACAUGUGAAAACGAUCCACAGUUGGAGAUUGAGCAGCAGCAUGAGAUGACAAGUGAUGAAGAAAUGGUUGAUAAGCCAUCACCAGAGCAGCAACGAAACGUGAAUCGCGAUGAUCAAGUUGACAAAAUUACUUCUGAAAGUUCUGAUAGUUCGGAUUCUAGUAUUGCAGACACCGAUAUUGCAACUGAGAAUUCUACUGAAUGCUGGAUUACAUGUUAUGGCAAAUUACGGCAUUUGACAUCUACUGUUGGCGAAUGUCAAGAACUGCUUUCAGUUGCCGAUAAUGCUGAUGCCCCAAACCCAAAGCACUUACUUGGUGAUUUGGUGGAUAUUGUUCAGAGAAUAAAUGUUCAGAGUUCAUCUUUACUCAAGAUGGCUGUCAAUGAACUGACAAAGCUUGAUGAUGUCCCAUAUGAAGAAAAAUCUAAUAACCCUCUGGAUCAUUCUCCUAUCGAACGUGACCCGGCCAAGAGGCGGAAUAUAAUCUCUGACGCAGACAGGAUUUGCCUGAUAGAACAAGGCCCUUUCCAGCCCAAACUCACGCGUUAUUCUAGAAAUCCUAACAUAAAGGAUAAGAAAAAACAAUGUACGUUUUCAUCAGAAUGGUUCAAACAGUAUCCAUACCUAGAAUAUUCCCUCCACACAGACAAAGCUUAUUGCUUUGUGUGUCAGUUAUUCCCUCAAUCUGACUCCAGGGAUGCUUGGAUUAAAGACGGUCAGAACGCGUGGGACAAGAUGAAAAGUGUCGGACAAAAGAAGAAAGGGAAGCUAUCCGCUCAUUUUGGUUGCAGUAGUCACAAAGCCGCGUUACAGCAGUUUCGUCGAUCCAAGAGGACACAUUGA
Messenger RNA from Paramuricea clavata, 1143 nucleotides. NCBI's taxonomy places the organism in Eukaryota, Metazoa, Cnidaria, Anthozoa, Malacalcyonacea, Plexauridae. The record is from the annotation of a GenBank genome assembly.